AUGUCCUCACACCAGGCGCUCCAGAGGCACCUGUGGUGUGGCAUCUUUACUGGAGCAACCACACCACGGCGGAAGAGGAGGAAGGUUGCUCCGGUUACCCCGCGAUUGCCCAUACGUUUGCCAGCCACACCAUUGCAACCCCCGCGAUUCAAGCUCCCACCUUCUCUCCAACGCCACUUGCCCCAAGCAAUUGCAGACAUGGUUGGCGAGAGCUCCGGCGAUGAAGGCGGGCAGCAGCAGCAGCCGCCCACACCGGGUGGAUCCCUGGUGCUUGAACCCCCGCCACCACCACCAGUUCAUCGACCCCGCCCGCGAACACAUGCCAGCACCAAAGUUUCCCUUCACCAAAUCAUCCAUAAUCAAAAUCAAGUUCAAAGGGAGCGCCUGAUGGCAUUCAUUGCCCAUGUUCACGUCCUUGCGCCCCACACCACCUUCUUUCUCAAGUACUACCUUGCUGAUCAUCCUCUACACAAUUUCCCCGACAUCACAGACAAGCACAUCAGUGUGAUGUUUGAGCUGCUCAACAAUCCACGCUACAAUGGCAAUUGGGUCAUCGCGCAAGAGUUGCGUCCAUGGCUUCAAGACUACUGUAGUGUUCACGGAUUUGCCCCCAUCCGCAUGCAACAUUGCCAACAGACCGCAGCGUACACGGCUACGAGCAUCUUCACAAACCUCAAAGUCAACGUACAAGAGCAUUUCAUUCAAAUGCUUCUGCGCUAUGUCAAUGAAAGGCUUGGUUUGAAGCAAGUUGUACAGCAUCUCCAGAGAGCGCAGCGGCGACACUAUUAUCGUCGUGUCCGUCAAUUUACAAAGUACGCGACGUUUGAAGAGCACCCCACCGAAGAGGAGUUUGCCGGCCUCACACAACUUGAGCGGACUGUCCUCGACGAGUUAUGGGCUCUGUUUCCUCCCCAGGAUGAACCGCUUGCGUACAGCCUUGCAGUGGACGCAAUGCCAUAUUUAGGCGCCUAUUGUGAGCUCUCACGCCUCUAUGAGCGCCGUGGAAUGCGCCUGUUUUCCGCUAUCCCGCUGCGCAAAUCUCGAAUCCAAUCAUCUGUUCGGAUCGACACGCUGACCCUAGGCAUCCAUAUCCUGGGCUUGGGCCAAAGUCGCAUGGGGAAAUUCACCGAUGCACGCAAGCAGGAGCUGAGGGGGCAGUUUAUCAACGUGAAUGACAAGGUUUUCAAGGAUCGAAACAAGCUUGGUCUCAAAUUUGAUGAGUCAAUCAGCACAAACGGGUAUUCCGCUACCAUCCACUUCAGGAAGCCAGGGCUCAAAUAUGGGCAUCGGGCCCGGAAGCGCAGCAAAACCCAAAUGCAGGAAGAAGUCAAGCAGCUGUGUUUUGAGCACCACAUCGCGGAACUAAGGGAGGCUCCAAACAUCGUCUGCAUUGAUCCAGGCAAGCGUGACCUCCUGUUCUGUCGAGACAACGAGAAGGAGCGGCCAUUUCGAUACGUUUCAGUUGAUUACUACUGCCCUGCUGUCCCCGCUAUCCCCGCUCUCCCCGCUGUCGCCGCUAUCCCCGCUAUCCCCGCUAUCCCCGCUGUCGCCGCUAUCCCCGCUGUCGCCGCUAUCCCCGCUGUUGCCGCUGUCGCCGCUGUCCCCGCUGUCCCCGCUGUCCCCGCUGUCCCCGCUGUCGCCGCUGUCGCCGCUGUCGCCGCUAUCCCCAUCAACGCCCUCCUCAACCCUGUCCCCGCCCCCAUCCCCACCAUCCCUCCCGUCACCAUCCCCCCUGUCACCAUCCCCACCAUCCCCGUUGCGGCGACAUUCCACAUGAAAGAGCAAAACAUCAAUGCCGGCGUCGCUGAGAUGGAAUCGUGUAUUCCGUCGCACAAGAGCAUGAACAUUGAGGCGUUCUCGGCGUUCAUUGUGGAUUACGAACAUGCGGGUAUGAUGUUCCACUUCAACUUUGAUUUUCAACUCUGGUAA
Fimicolochytrium jonesii is the source of this 1929-nucleotide messenger RNA. RefSeq lists its product as uncharacterized. The transcript is spliced from 6 exons. Lineage: Eukaryota; Fungi; Chytridiomycota; Chytridiomycetes; Spizellomycetales; Powellomycetaceae. The record is from RefSeq and is a predicted model, not a curated record. The coding region runs from base 1 to 1929 and encodes 642 amino acids.